Molecule: messenger RNA, 509 nt
Organism: Plodia interpunctella (Indianmeal moth)
Lineage: Eukaryota; Metazoa; Arthropoda; Insecta; Lepidoptera; Pyralidae
Gene: CP8
Product: fungal protease inhibitor-1-like
Exons: 3
Coding region: 104-412 (102 amino acids)
Biological process (GO): negative regulation of peptidase activity
Molecular function (GO): peptidase inhibitor activity
Source: RefSeq, a predicted model, not a curated record
UAAACAGGAGGUGAAGGUUAUCGCCAUAAUAUUAAUUAUUACCGCUUGCUUUUCUUGCAACUCUUCAGACUUAGUUUAGAGUCAGAACCAAGCCAUACACAAAAUGAAGGCUGUGAUUGUUUUGGUUGUCCUGGUGUGUGCGCUGGCACUAGCGUCGGGUGACCUGGUGUGCGGGCGCAGUUAUUGCAAGGAGAACCCGUGCCGCACGCCCAUCUCUAAGCAGAGCUGCAAAGCCGGCGCCGUGUACCGAGAGAACCACGCCGGCAAGUGCGCGUGCUGCCCCGCCUGCGUCACCCUUCUGCCUGAGAAUGCAGCGUGCAAGACCUACAGCAAGGAGCUGGGAGAGACGCCCUCCGCUAUCUGCAAAGAGGGUCUCAAGUGCGUCGGCGGCACCUGUCUCAAAGGCCGCUAGACAUUUUAUCUAGUUAUUAUGUUUUCUUUUGCUAAGAAAUACGUUCAGCAAUUUUUCUACAGUUUCAAUAAAAAUAUCAACGAUUGCCAAUGUUAAA